Molecule: messenger RNA, 724 nt
Organism: Rosa rugosa (rugosa rose)
Lineage: Eukaryota; Viridiplantae; Streptophyta; Magnoliopsida; Rosales; Rosaceae
Product: PHD finger protein ING2-like
Exons: 1
Coding region: 77-724 (215 amino acids)
Cellular component (GO): nucleus
Source: RefSeq, a predicted model, not a curated record
AUACGCAAGUACGUUGCCUGCUGAGCUGCAGAGGCUUCUGAACACUAUUCGAGAACUGGACGAACGCUCUCAAUCGAUGAUACACCAGACGCGGCAGCAGACCAAGCACUGCUUGGGAUUGUCAAAGAAAUGGAACAGCGAAGAAGAUGAGGCCUCCAUUGACAAAAUGCGUAAAGAAAUUGAAGCCAAUCAGGAGAAUGCAGUCAGUCUCUGUACUGAGAAGGUUUUGCUCGCAAAACUAGCUUAUGAUCUGAUAGAUAGUCAUGUGAAACGACUCGACGAGGAUCUGAACCACUUUGCAGAAGAUUUAAAGCAAGAAGGAAAAAUAUCACCCGAUGAACCAGCAAUUCUUCCUCCAUUACCCAUUGUCCCCAAAACUGAAAAACGAAAGCCCAUUUAUGGAACACCUCAAUCAAAAAGGUUUGAUUAUAGGGAUAGGGAAUGGGAUCGUGAGCGUGACAGGGACUUCGAGCUCAUGCCACCCCCAGGAAGCCACAAAAAGGAAUAUGCUACUCCCGUGGAUGCUGAUCAACCAAUUGAUCCAAAUGAACCUACCUACUGUGUUUGCCAUCAGGUGUCUUUUGGAGAUAUGAUUGCCUGUGACAAUGAAAAUUGCCAAGGAGGCGAAUGGUUCCAUUACGCAUGUGUUGGGCUCACACCAGAGACGAGAUUCAAGGGAAAGUGGUAUUGUCCAACAUGCAGACUACAACCACAAGGUUAUUAA